AUGGACCCGCAUGCUCGACAUUUCAGCCAAACUUCCCAGCUGGAGUCCGAAGCCCACGCUGCGCCGCGUACUCCACGUCGUAUCUAUAUCCUCGGCACCGGCAGCAUCGGCAAGCUAAUCGCCCACUCACUCAGCUCCCUGCCGGACCCUCCUCCUAUUACACUUCUGUUGCAUAAGCCCUCGCUCAUGCAAGAGUGGCGCGCUGCCGGCCAAUGCAUCCAGCUCACGACUGACGGCGUACCCGACACAGUGGGAGGCUUUGACGUUGAGCUUGCCAUGCCAAACCGUCGUGAGCACGGCAAGGAGAUCGAGUUCGAAGAUGAUCCUAAGCGCACAUUCAUCCCAAAAUUGGAGUCCUCGCCCAGAGUCACUCCUGAUGGAACCACUGCUUCCCGCGGUGUCGGGGCCGACUCGACAGACCCCAUCACUAAUUUGAUCGUCACCACCAAGGCCCCCUCAACUGUUUCCGCCAUCUCAGCUGUCAAGCAUCGCCUGUCAUCCUCGUCGACCAUCUGCUUCUUGCAAAACGGCAUGGGUGUCAUUGAUGAGGUCAACAGAGACCUGUUUCCCGACGAAUCCACUCGCCCCAACUACAUGCAAGGUAUCAUCAGCCACGGUGUGCAUUCAUCUUCUCCUUUCUCUGCUACCCACGCUGGUAUGGGCACAAUACAAGUGGGCAUACUGCCAAGAGGCCCUCUUGGCCCUCCUCGUGACGACCCCAACAAUGAGCAGGAGCGCAGUGUAUGGGCAUCGUCCUCGCGUUACCUGCUCCGCACGCUUAUCCGCAGUCCUGCCCUCUGCGCCGUUGGUCUGGCUCCCGCCGAUUUGCUCUCCGCACAGCUGGAGAAGCUGGCCGUCAACUGCUUGGUCAAUCCCAUGACGGCGCUACUGGAUGUCCGCAACGGGGUGCUACUCUACAAUUUCCACUUCACCCGCGUCAUGCGCCUCCUGCUCUCCGAGAUCAGCCUGGUCAUCCGUUCUCUGCCAGAGCUUCAGGGUAUGCCCAACUUGGACACCCGUUUUGCACCAUCGCGCUUGGAGACCCUGGCCGUGUCUGUCGCUAAUACUACCGCUGAGAACAUAAGCAGCAUGCUGGCCGAUACCCGCCGCGGAUUGCAGACCGAGGUCGACUACAUCAACGGGUACAUCGUCAGGCGAGGUGAAGAAGUGGGCGUUCGCUGCGUCAUGAACUAUAUGCUUGCGUGCCUGGUAAAUGGCAAGCAGAAUGUUGUGCAUCGGGAGAUCGACGAGGACAUCACCAUCCUUGGCAAGGAUGAUCCCAUCGGCUUUUCGAUUGGCGAAGGCAGCGGGAAGAGAAAGUAG
Molecule: messenger RNA, 1323 nt
Organism: Lasiodiplodia theobromae
Lineage: Eukaryota; Fungi; Ascomycota; Dothideomycetes; Botryosphaeriales; Botryosphaeriaceae
Product: 2-dehydropantoate 2-reductase
Exons: 1
Coding region: 1-1323 (440 amino acids)
Biological process (GO): pantothenate biosynthetic process
Cellular component (GO): cytoplasm; mitochondrion
Molecular function (GO): 2-dehydropantoate 2-reductase activity; NADP binding
Source: RefSeq, a predicted model, not a curated record